UGCCUUUUCUUUUAGUGUACUCUAUAAAUACUAAUUUUGAAUCAAUACCAAAAUGUCCAACUGCCUUGAUGUCGUUAUAAUUUAGAUUAAAAUUUGAGGUAGGAAAAUGUCUGAGCCAAAUUAUCCAAGAGACCCAAGGGAUCCAAGGGACCCAAGAGACCCAAGGGAUCCAAGGGACACAAGGGAUCCAAGGGACCCAAGAGAUACAAGAGACCCAAGACAAUCGAGGUAUGAUGAAGAUGCGACACAAGAAGGGACUUCUAGAUCCGUUGGUAUUAAUACUAUCGGUAACGCGUACACAGAUGAUGCGGAAUCAAGGCUCUCGAUAAGCCCUUCUCUACAAUCUUACAGGGAAGAGGUCAGCCAGUAUAUGGUAAAACGAGAGAGUUCCACCUAUCGGUAUUAUCCCGGUACAGAGACUUCGGAGUUCGACUACAUGGAUGAGCGAAGGGAAUUGAAUAAUACUAAUUUGCUGGAGUCCAUUGCCCAUGUGAUAAAGGGAAGUCUUGGCGCCGGCGUACUGAGCAUGCAUGAGGCCUACAUGUAUGGAGGACUAUGGGCCUCUUUGGUUUCAACCUUUAUAAUUGGUUUCAUUCUAUACAAUGCGAUGGCUAUGUUAGGUAAAUCGGCACAUACAAUGUACAGACGAUUGAAGAUAUCUAAAUUAUCCUACCCUGAUUUGGCAGAAGUCACUCUCGCCACAGGUCCAUUUCGAUCUUUCAGAAGACAUAGCAAAGUAUUCAGGUACACUGUGGAUUCGUCGAUCUUUUUGUUUAUGUGUGGAACAUGCUGCGUUUAUCAAAUCAUGAUUGCGCAUACUUUGAAAAAUGUUGUGGAAGGUCUGCCCGCGGAAUUUCAAAUGGAAUAUGUUAACAGCAUCAGGCUCUACAUUCUAGCAGCAUCUCCAAUUCUACUUUUACUCUGUAUGAUAAGGAGCCUCAAGUUCUUGGCGCCGUUCUCGAUGUUAGCUGAUAUAUUUAUUGCACUAUCUGUUUUAACAACACUCUACUACAGUAUGCGUUCAGUUAGUAACAUCCGUCACCGUCCGGUCUGGAAGGACAUGCGAGGCUUCGUGAGGUUCUGCGGCAUAUGCUUGUAUUGCACCAGUGGGGUACCAGUAGCUUUGCCUAUCGAGAAUAAUAUGAGGAAACCGAGGUAUUUUCGCACAGCCCUGAGAUGGGGCAUGCUCAUAGUUAUAAUAUUGGUAAGCCUCACUGGAUUCUUUGGAUAUUGGGGAUGGGGCGAGGAAUGCAGAAGCCCCAUAACUGUCCACAUGCCAAUUGAUCAAUUUACGACUGUCCUCCAGUGUUUGUUAAUGAUGAUGCUCUGUACCACAUUCGCUGUCACAUUCUGGGUACCGUUUAGAAUUAUAUGGUUUUACAUCGGCAGGCAGCAUAAAAGGAAACUCGUUUUAUGGGAAAGAUUCUAUCGUGUUAUUAUGGCAAUAAUUGUAACAGGGGUAUCGUUAUUAUUUCCUAAUCUUAUUCCAAUUAUGGUGUUUCUUGGACACUUUUUCUUGGGCUUCAUAGCUUUUGUGUUUCCCGCUUUUAUUGAGCUUUUAAUCACAUGGAACGAUAAACAUUCGUGGAGAGUUAGAUGCACAUGUUUCAAAGACUUCUUCAUAAUAAUAUUCGGAUUACUACUCAGCGGUUCUGCCUUUUAUCCAUCGAUGCGUUGAGAUAUUCAUUGACUGAUUCCCGAAAUUGAACAAGAGUUCAGUAGAACAACAAAUUCGAUUCCCGUACGAACAAUGCCCUGAAAUCCCAAUGACUGGCUGUUUGGAUUCUUUUUUUAAACGAACGGAUCGUACACAAUUGAAUUGUGUAGGGUUUGAAAAAGAAAGUCUUUCCUGUCGUUAUGUAAAGGUGUUAGCACACAACGAGUUUGAUAAAAAAUUUGAAUAGAAAAGUGAGGGUUUUUAGCCACGACUUGAAGUUAUUAUUAUUGCUGGCGUGGAGGAGUGAUAGCGUACUAUAUGGCGUAAAGUGAGGUUUCUUCUUCUACAACUGCAUUAUACUCUCUCUCAGCGCUAUGAUGAAGAUUUUGACAGG
Messenger RNA from Trichoplusia ni (cabbage looper), 2051 nucleotides. Its product is annotated as proton-coupled amino acid transporter-like protein pathetic. The coding region runs from base 107 to 1678 and encodes 523 amino acids. The transcript has 14 exons. Gene Ontology annotation, molecular function: amino acid transmembrane transporter activity. NCBI's taxonomy places the organism in Eukaryota, Metazoa, Arthropoda, Insecta, Lepidoptera, Noctuidae. Gene Ontology annotation, biological process: amino acid transmembrane transport. The record is from RefSeq and is a predicted model, not a curated record. Gene Ontology annotation, cellular component: vacuolar membrane.